This is a messenger RNA of Ambispora gerdemannii, 1497 nucleotides long. Lineage: Eukaryota; Fungi; Glomeromycota; Glomeromycetes; Archaeosporales; Ambisporaceae. The record is from the annotation of a GenBank genome assembly.
AUGUCCGACGUGUCGCCGACACAAAAGAUUACGCUACCUAAUGGAAAAACGUUAGAGGCACACACUAGUCUAUUCAUCAACAACAAAUUUGUGGAAUCGAUCGACGGUCGACGCUUCGAGACGAUCAAUCCUGCGACCGAAAAGCCGAUAGUGAGCAUCGCUGAAGGAACAGCCGCGGAUAUUGAUGUGGCAGUUGACGCGGCGCUUGAAGCGUUUGAGAAAGUAUGGCAACAUGUUGAUGGUAAAGAACGUGGUCGAUUAUUGUAUAAAUUGACGGAUUUGAUGAUGCGUGACAUGGAAGAGUUGGGGCAUCUGGAGGCGUUGGAUACCGGAAAACCAAUCCAGAAUGCGACUGGGGAUGUGGAGGAUGCGGCUGAUGUGUUGAGAUAUUAUGCCGGGUGGGCGGAUAAAAUUCAUGGAAAGGUUAUUGAAACGAGUCACGAAAAAUUCUGUUAUACUCGUCACGAACCUAUUGGAGUAGUAGGACAAAUCAUUCCAUGGAAUUACCCUAUAUCAAUGUUGUCCUGGAAAUUAGGACCGGCAUUAGCCUGCGGCAACACGAUCGUUUUAAAACCGGCCGAACAAACACCACUAAGCGCAUUAAAAACCGCAGCUUUGAUUCGCGAAGCUGGGUUUCCACCGGGUGUAGUUAAUAUUGUGCCUGGGUUUGGUCCAAUAGCUGGUGCAGCGAUUGCUCGUCACAUGAAAAUAACUAAAGUCGCGUUCACCGGAUCCACUACUGUCGGAAAAAAUAUUUUGAAAGCGGCAGCAGAUAGUAAUCUCAAAAAAGUUACUUUGGAACUCGGCGGUAAAUCACCAAACAUCAUAUUCGCAGACGCGGAUCUCGAGCAGGCUAUUAAAUGGGCACAUAACGGCGUUUUCUCGAACACCGGUCAAAAUUGUUGUGCCGGAUCACGGGUCUAUGUCCAGGAUACGAUUUACGAUAAGUUUUUAGAGCAGUACAAAGAGUUUGUGUUGUCGAAAAAAAUUGGGAGUCAGUACGAGCCUGAUGUUUACCAAGGACCGUUGAUUUCUAAAGUUCAGUUUGAUAGAAUCAUGUCUUAUAUUCAGGCUGGUAAGGAUGAGGGCGCCAAUUUGGUACUAGGCGGUGACAGACAUGGAACCGAGGGAUACUUUGUUCAACCAACCAUAUUCACCGACGUGAAUGAAAGUAUGAAAAUUAUGCAAGAAGAGAUUUUCGGUCCAGUCGUUGCAAUCGCCAGAUUCAAAACAGUCGAAGAAGUAAUCGAAAAAGCUCACUUGACGAAAUACGGGUUAGCCGCCGCAGUCUUCACUAAAGAUGUCACACGUGCAAUUAAAAUAUCGAAUGCACUUAAAGCUGGAUCCGUGUGGGUUAAUUGUUACAAUCAAACCGAUUAUAACGCUCCAUUCGGCGGCUUCAAAGAAUCAGGUCAUGGUCGUGAACUUGGAAAAUAUGCUUUACAAAAUUAUACAGAAGUCAAAACUGUUCAGAUAAAUUUAGAUAUGAAAAGAUAA